AUGCAUCAACAUGCAUCCCCAGGUCUUGACCGUGACAACAUUGCUGCGGUACUUCGCAGUGGCAACAAGGAAGAGGUGUUGCCAGUCUUGCACCUCCUGAUCUGUGCUGGCAAAGCCACCAUAGAGUCACUCCAGGUCCUGGAGCACGUUGGCCGCUUGCUGAGGCACCAGGACGCGGAAGUGGCCUCGACUGCAGCCGAGCUUUUGGCGGCUGCGGGCGCUGAAGGACACGAAGAGGGCCUGAUACAGAUGCUACAGCGAGUUGAAGAUGUUUGUGUCCGGGCGGCCUUGUCGGCCCUCGGCAAGGUCGGCCCCAACAUCAGCCCAUCCCAUAAGGAUUUGGUGGUCCGCCACGUGGCCCUGUGCCUAUCUGGCAGCCACCGCGUGCGGAGCCGUGCCUUGAGAACGCUGGGAGAGCUCAAAGCUAUGCGUCAGGCCUUGGGCAUCCACCGUUUUGGAGCGAAGCAGGACCCUGAAAGCGAGCGGGCGAAAGGUGGGAUGGCCACGAGGAUGAAGAUUGAGGCCCAAAGACCAGAAGGGGCUUUGCAGGCCACAACAGACACUCCUCGCUUGUCUAAAGACUUGAAGGAAGCACAGGAGGUCAUCGACUCGCUCAAAGAGGCUUUUGCUGCAUCAGAACAGCGUGCAGAUCAGCAGGCGCAGCUGUUCGUUCAGAGGGAGCAGCACUGGCAGAAUGAGCUUGCGCAAGCAGAAAGCCUUGCGGAAGUGGCUGCGCAAGAGAAGGACGAGUUGUGCGCUGAGCUUGUGGAAAAGGCUAAAGACUUGAAGGAAGCGCAGGGGGUCAUCGACUCGCUGAAAGAAGCUCUUGUUGCGUCAGAGAAGCGUGCAGAUCAGCAGGCUCAGCAGUUCGAGCAAAGGGAGCAGCACUGGCAGAAUGAGUUUGCCCAUGCGGCAGCGAAAGCGGAAAGCCUCACGGAAGCGGCUGCCCAAGAGAAGGGGUCAAGGCAAGAGAAGCUGGUGAAGGUAAAGAGGAACAUAUCGAGCAGGCCAGAGAAGUUGGUGAAGAUGUAA
Messenger RNA from Durusdinium trenchii, 1032 nucleotides. The record is from the annotation of a GenBank genome assembly. NCBI's taxonomy places the organism in Eukaryota, Dinophyceae, Suessiales, Symbiodiniaceae.